Messenger RNA from Drosophila hydei, 1462 nucleotides. RefSeq lists its product as uncharacterized. The coding region runs from base 20 to 1462 and encodes 480 amino acids. Gene Ontology annotation, molecular function: structural constituent of chitin-based larval cuticle. The transcript is spliced from 3 exons. NCBI's taxonomy places the organism in Eukaryota, Metazoa, Arthropoda, Insecta, Diptera, Drosophilidae. Gene Ontology annotation, cellular component: chitin-based extracellular matrix. The record is from RefSeq and is a predicted model, not a curated record.
GCUUCAACUUAUUUUCAACAUGCAAUUCCUGUUGCUCUCUCUGCUGGGCUCCAGCUUGGCGCUGGCUCAUGGCCUGGCUGUCUACUCCAGCUAUCCAUUGGUGUACACGACCCAAGGCACCGCUGUCGUCACGCCAACGCAGCAGCAGUAUCAAACGCAGGACGUAUUGGGUCAAUAUGCUUACGGCUAUGCUGAGCCACACUCGAGCAAGCAGGAGGUCCGCAGCCUGGACGGCAUCACGCGGGGCAGCUACAGCUAUCGCGAUGCAGCUGGCAAGCUGCAGACCGUGGACUAUAGGGCCGAUGAGCAGGGCUUCCAUGUGGCUGCUACGAACUUGCCGCAGCAGUUUCGUACGAUCAGCGCGUCAGGAGAUGACAUUUCCGCUGCAACUGCCAGCUCCGCUGCCAACAAUCGUGUUGACGCCGUCGAGGUUGCCGCCGCCACUUCGCGCCAUUUGGCGGCUCAUGAGGCGGCUCGACUGCAUCUGGCGCAGGCUCAACAAUCAGCCGGAGCUCAGCCAAUCGGUCAAUCAAAUGUGGACUUGCCUCUUCCCGUUGCCGACACAGCCGAGGUAGCUGCCGCCAAGUCGAUUCAUCUGAAGCGCGUCGCCUCCGAAACUCUACGCAACGAGCUGAUCAGCGCCCGCUCUGUGCCACGCACCAGCUCCCAUGUCAUUCUGCCCGUGCAGUCAGUCUACGGCAUUCCACGCUAUUAUAGCUCCGAGCUAGAGUUGGGAAUCAUUAAUCAAUUCUCUAUCUAUACUUCUUGCUAUGCCUCUGCACAAACGAAGGAAUCCAAAAUCAAGAUCAAGAUGCAACCACUCGACUUGAGUUUUUAUCUCUGCCUGCUGCUUGCACCACUGCACGCUGCUUUGGGUGGCUCACUACUGGACUAUGGCGCACCGCUGGCAGCAGGCACCAUCAGUCAGUAUCACAGCCAGGAUGAGCAUGGCCAGUAUGCCUAUGGCUAUACAGCUCCACUCUACUCCAAGCACGAGUCACGCACCGCAGACGGCGUGACCCAUGGCUCCUACAGCUAUGUGGAUGCGCGGGGAGAGCAGCAGACGGUGGACUACACGGCAGAUGCGGCUGGCUUUCGCAUCACCUCAAGCAGCCUGCAACAGCAGCCGAAUAAGGAGACCCCUGAGGUUGCCCAGCUGCGUGCCCAGCAUCUGGCUGCUCAUGCAGAAGCCAAGCUACGUUUGGCCGGCGGCUCAAGCUUGUCACCUGUACAGGAUACACCCGAAGUGGCGGCUGCCAAGGUAGCCUUCUUCAAGCGUUUCGAAGCGGAGAAGCUGCGCAAUCAGCUAACGAAGCCAAUCCUUAAAUCAGCUAUGCAGCCCACUUACAACAUCCUGUCUCAGCCUCUGUACGUCUAUCAACCAGCUAGUGGCUACAUUUACAAAUACAAUUCCCUGCUGAAGGCUGCGCCAGCCACACGUGAAUAUCUGCCAACGGCUUAA